Molecule: messenger RNA, 2016 nt
Organism: Wallemia mellicola CBS 633.66
Lineage: Eukaryota; Fungi; Basidiomycota; Wallemiomycetes; Wallemiales; Wallemiaceae
Product: acyltransferase ChoActase/COT/CPT
Exons: 9
Coding region: 1-2016 (671 amino acids)
Biological process (GO): carnitine metabolic process
Cellular component (GO): mitochondrion
Molecular function (GO): carnitine O-acetyltransferase activity
Source: RefSeq, a predicted model, not a curated record
AUGUCUACAACACCAGAGCUUACACGAAACGCUAUUGAUUUACCUAGGUUACCUAUACCUGAUCUGAAGCAAACUUGUCAGCGUUACUUGAGAUCUUUAGAGGGUCUUCAGAAUUCAUCUGAGCACGAUAACACUAUAAAAGCAGUUAAUUACUUUUUAGAGAAUGAGGGUCCUCAUCUCGAUCAGAAGCUCAGAGAUUAUGCCUCCAACAAAUUCAGUUACAUAGAGGAGUUCUGGGAUGAAUCGUACCUUAACUACUCAGAUUCGGUCGUCUUAGCUUUGAACCCUUUCUUCAUCUUAGAGGAUGAUCCUACCCCUUCUCGUGGCUCUCAAUUGAUGCGUGCCUCAAGUCUUAUCAUCUCUUCACUCGGUUUCGUACAUGAUUUACGCGCAAACAUUUUACAGCCAGAUAAUGUUAGAGGUAUUCCACUUGAUAUGAGUCAAUAUAAUAGGUUAUUUGGUACUUCACGUAUUCCCACUCAAAACGGUUGCGUUAUGAAAACCAAAACUGACUCAAAGCAUAUCAUCAUUGCACGUAAAAGUCAAUUUUACUGGUUUGACGUCAUAGAUGACGAAAAUAGACCACUCUUCACCGAACAAGAGUUACAUAACAACCUUAAAUCUAUAGUAGAAGACGCCGAUAAAAACGAUGAACUUGACUCAUCAGGAAGAUCAAUCGGUGUUUUGACAACCGAAAACAGAAAAAUCUGGUCCUCAAAUCGUGAAUUCUUAAGUAAGAACUCAGACAAUGCAAAGAAUUUAGACAUGAUUGAUCAAGCACUCUUUGUCGUUUGCUUGGAUGACAUGACUCCAGAGAAUCCUGCAGAAUUAUGUGACAAUAUGCUCUGCGGUACAAGUCGCGUUAAAGAUGGUAAACAAAUUGGAACAUGUACUAAUCGUUGGUAUGAUAAGUUGCAAAUUAUUAUAUGUGAAAAUGGUGCGGCUGGUAUCAAUUUUGAACAUUCCGGCGUUGAUGGUCAUACCGUGUUGCGUUUCGCUGCUGAUAUUUAUACUGAACUAGUACUUUUAUUUGCUAAAAGUAUCAACCCUGUUGCUCCUACAUUAUUCAAAAGCAAACUUUCACCAUACUCUAAGAGUGCAAAAGGUGGCCCCCAACCAGUACCAGAUGGGCAGGUUAUACCUGAUACUGCGCCAAAGAGACUUGAUUGGAUGUACACAAACGAGAUAAAACUAGGUAUAAGAUUUGCAGAGACUCGUUUAAGUGAUCUUAUAUGUCAGAAUGAAGCACAAGUUCUGGAGUUCAACAAAUUCGGUAAAUUGUUCAUAACUAAACAUGGAUUUAGUCCAGACGCCUUUGUUCAAAUGGCGUAUCAAGCAGCGUAUUAUAACCUUUAUGGUCGUACUGAAUGUACAUAUGAACCGGCAAUGACAAAAGCAUUUGCACAUGGACGCACAGAAGCAAUACGAACAGUCACACCUGAAGUUGUCAAAUUCGUUCAAACAUUCAAUUCUGAUGUGUCGGCUUCAGAAAAAAUUGCGACAUUAAGAGCUGCUUGUGAUUAUCAUUCAAAGUUAUCCAAAGAUUGUUCGAAAGGAUUAGGUCAUGAUAGGCACUUAUACGCAAUGCUUAGAAUAGCUGACAUUGAGAGUGAUGAAAUUGAAGGUAAAAAUGAAAAUAAUACAUCCAAUGGUGCAAGUAAGCCACCUAGAGUAAGACCAUCUAUAUAUUCCGAUCAAGGAUAUCUUUUGGGAACAACUGAUAUACUUUCAACUUCAAAUUGUGGUAAUCCAGCUUUAAGGUUGUUCGGAUUCGCAAGCACAUCACCACGUGGAUAUGGUAUUGGAUAUAUUAUCAGAGAUAAUUCAAUUUCCCUUUGCAUAAGUAGCAAGCAUAGGCAAACGAAGAGAUUUAUUGAGACUAUUCAAGCUUAUUUCGUUGAAGUUGAACAGAUGUUGGUCAAGUUACACAAGGAAGCUAACAAACGCAACAACUAUACAGAAGAUGACAAUGAUGCUUAUAGUGAGUUCGAAUUAUAUUUUUAUGAACAACCCUGA